AGCCUAGUGUUUGUUAGUAGGGCUGGUGGAGCAGCAGCAGACAGUAGUAGUGUUGGGAACUGAGCAGGGCGGGCAGGAGUUGAGUAGGGCGGCCAGCCCAAGCAGAGCCGCCGCCAACACCACCAUCGCAGCAAGCGCCAGGAGGUGGAUCCUAGGGCAUGGCGUAGCUCCCCCCCAGGAGGAGAAGAUGGGAGGGAGCCUAGGGACGUGACCCGCCCAGCUCGGGGAAAGCGCCCGCCCUCCUUCCUCGCGCUCUCUCGCUCGCCCUCCCUGAGCCAGUGGGAGCCCCCGAGCGAGGGGGGGGGGCACUGCGUGAUGCGCCAUGGCUUCCGUGAAAGUGGCUGUCCGAGUCAGGCCCAUAAACCGCAGGGAGAAGGAUCUGGAUUCUAAAUUUAUUAUUUCAAUGGAGAAAAAUAAAACAACAAUUACAAAUAUAAAGAUUCCUGAGGGAGGAAGUGGAGACAUGGGACGAGAACGGACUAAAACAUUUACAUAUGAUUUCUCCUACUUCUCAGCUGAUGCUAAAAGUACAAACUAUACAUCUCAGGAAAUGGUCUUCAAGAACCUUGGCACUGAUGUCCUCAAAUCUGCUUUUGAAGGUUAUAAUGCUUGUAUUUUUGCAUAUGGACAAACUGGAUCUGGGAAGUCUUACACUAUGAUGGGAAACACUGGGGAUGCUGGUUUAAUACCUCGGAUUUGUGAAGGGCUAUUCAACCGAAUAAAUGAGAAAACAAGAUGGAAUGAAGCCUCUUUUCGAACAGAGGUCAGUUACCUGGAGAUUUACAAUGAACGUGUCAGAGACUUACUGAGGCGCAAGUCUUCAAAAACAAAUAACUUAAGAAUUCGUGAACAUCCAAAAGAAGGCCCUUACGUUGAAGACUUGUCUAAACACCUGGUACAAAAUUAUAGUGAUGUAGAAGAACUUAUGGAUGCAGGAAACAUAAACCGGACCACUGCCGCAACUGGGAUGAAUGAUGUCAGCAGUAGAUCCCAUGCCAUUUUCACAAUCAACUUCACUCAGGCCAAGUUUGAUGCUGAAAUGCCAUGUGAGACUGUUAGCAAAAUACACUUGGUAGACCUUGCUGGCAGUGAGAGAGCAGAUGCCACUGGUGCUACAGGCGUCAGACUGAAAGAAGGAGGAAAUAUUAACAAAUCCCUGGUUACUCUGGGAAAUGUAAUUUCUGCCUUAGCCGACUUAUCUCAGGAUGCCUCAAACCCACUUACAAAGAAGAAACAAGUAUUUGUGCCUUACAGGGACUCUGUUUUGACUUGGCUCUUGAAAGACAGCUUAGGAGGAAACUCUAAAACAAUAAUGAUUGCAACUAUUUCACCUGCUGAUGUUAAUUAUGGAGAAACCUUAAGCACCCUUCGCUAUGCAAACCGAGCUAAAAACAUAAUCAACAAGCCUACCAUUAAUGAGGAUCCAAACGUCAAGCUAAUUCGUGAGCUUCGAGCUGAAAUAGCUCGACUGAAAACCCUGCUUGCUCAGGGGAAUCAGAUAGCACUUCUGGAUUCUCCAACUGCUCUAAGUAUGGAAGAAAAACUUCAGCAGAAUGAAGCAAGAGUGCAAGAGCUUACCAAAGAGUGGACCAACAAGUGGAAUGAAACUCAAAAUAUUCUAAAAGAACAAACCUUAGCUCUGAGGAAAGAAGGAAUUGGUGUUGUGUUAGAUUCGGAGCUUCCUCACCUAAUAGGCAUUGAUGAUGAUCUUCUGAGUACGGGUAUCAUCUUGUAUCACUUGAAGGAAGGUCAGACACAUGUUGGCAGAGAAGAUGCUAUGACCGAACAAGAUAUUGUACUUCACGGCCUUGAUUUGGAAAGUGAACACUGCAUCUUUGAACAUUUCAAUGGAACAGUUAAUUUAAUACCGCUUAGUGGAGCACAGUGUUCUGUAAAUGGAAUUCAGAUCACAGAGGCCACACAACUCAACCAAGGUGCCGUUAUAUUACUUGGAAGAACAAAUAUGUUUCGUUUCAAUCAUCCUAAGGAAGCAGCAAAACUGAGAGAAAAAAGAAAGAGUGGACUGCUUUCUUCCUUCAGUUUAUCAAUGUCUGAUCUUUCAAAGUCUUGUGAAAACCUCUCGGCAGUCAUGCUGUAUAAUCCAGGUCUUUUCCCUAUAAAAGGACCAAUCUGUCUAAGAUUAGAGUUUGAGAGACAGCAACGAGAAGAACUAGAAAAACUAGAAAGUAAAAGAAAGCUGAUAGAAGAAAUGGAGGAAAAACAAAAAUCAGACAAAGCUGAAAUUGAAAGGAUGCAACAAGAGGUGGAGUCACAGCGCAAGGAAACUGAAAUAGUUCAGCUGCAAAUUCAAAAACAAGAGGAGAAUCUUAAAAAGAGAUGUUUUCAUAUAGAAAGCAGGAUGAAGGACUUGCUGGCAGAAAAGGAAAAAUUUGAAGAAGAGAGACUACGCGAACAGCAAGAAAUAGAACUUCAAAAAAAGAAACAGCAAGAAGAAAUUUUUGAUAGAGUUAAAGAAGAAAUGCAGCGGUUACAAGAGCUCAGUGAAAAUGAAAAGGCAGAGAAAAUGCAGAUUUUCCGAGCACUGGAAAAGCUUAAAAAGGAAAAAGAGGAACAGUAUAUCAAGCUAGAAUUGGAGAAAAAGAGGUUGGAUGAACAGGAGAGAGAUCAAGUAAUGCUGGUAGCACAUUUAGAAGAGCAGCUUAGAGACAAACAGGUCAUGAUACAGUUGCUCAAAAGGGGAGACAUGCAACGGGUUGAAGAAGAGAAGAAGGACCUUGAAGACAUCAAAGAGUCUCUCUUGCGACUCAAAGAAGCCAAGUCUGAAGGUGAUGAAAACGGUGAAGAGUUAGAAAAGGCACAGCAAAAUUUCAUAGAUUUCAAGAAGAAACAGGUAGAACAGCUAAUUAGUUUAGAGAGAGAGUUGGUUCAACAAAGGGAUCAUCUAGAAAAGGAAGUAGCUGAUGAGCAUGAACAUCUGGAUCGUUUAAGGCACACACAGUAUUUGAAUCUUGAGAGAAAUGAUGAGAACACCUCUGAUGUUGCCCUAGGUGUUGAAGAAUGUAACAAAAUAAAAUCGAGUGAAUACAGACUGCAGCAUAAAGAACGGCAACUUCAAUACCUGUUGAAUAAUCAUUUGCCAGCUUUAUUGGAAGAAAAGCAAAGAGCUUCUGAGGUACUUGACAGAGGCCUGCAAAGCUUAGACAAUACUCUUUAUGAAGUUGAGAAAGAAAUGGAAGAAAAAGAAGAACAGCUUGUACAGUACAGGGACAGUGCCAGCCAACUCCAGCAGCUUCAAGAAACAUUUGAAUUCACUGCCAAUGUAGCUCGUCAAGAAGAAAAGGUCCGGAAAAAGGAAAAAGAAAUUCUUGAAUCAAGACAAAAACAGCAGCGAGAGGCACUGGAACAAGCGGUAGCUAAGUUGGAAAGGCGGCACUCCGCUUUGCAGCGCCGUUCCACCAUAGAUCUAGAAAUUGAAGAGCAGAAACAGAAACUUGCAAAUUUGAACAGCAGUUCCUGUGAACAGGCAGGCCUACAAGCUACUCUAGAGGCAGAACAAAAAGCCUUAGAACAAGACCGAGAACGAUUGGACUUGCAAAUACAGCAGCUAAAGCAGAAGAUAUACGAUGGAGUUGAGAAAGGGUGCCUUGGAUCCAUAGAAGAGAAGGUAUCUCAUAGUGGUUCACCUUCUAAUGCUACAAAAUCUCAGGCUCACUUUAUUCCACUGGUUGACGACAGAAUAAAUGCCUUUAUUGAAGAAGAAGUUCAAAGACGUCUUCAAAAUAUUCACUAUAUUUCUGGAGAGAACAAUAAUAGUUUGUUGCAAUCUACAGAAUUUAUAAAGGAUAAUGAGAAGUUUCAUAAUGGUACUGUUCAGCGCAAGUUGAAGUAUGAGCGAAUGAUCUGUCGCUCUGUUAAAGCAAAGCCAGAUGACCUAAAGAAUCCAAUUAAAAUUAGUAUUCCACGCUAUGUCCUUUGUGGGCAAGGAAAGGAUGAGCACUAUGAAUAUGAAAUAAAGAUAACAGUCCUGGAUGAGACGUGGACGGUAUUCAGGCGGUAUAGUCGAUUUCGGGAAAUGCAUCAAACAUUAAAAUUAAAAUAUCCAGAGCCAUGCAGUCUGACUAUCCCUGCCACUGGUGCCUCACUCUGGAUGUCGUUGCCACUUGCGUGUGCCUCCUGCUUGACUGCUUCCUUGUGCGUCUGCCUCCUGUUUCCUCUGCUUCCACCCACCCACCACUAUCACUGCUUGCCGAAGCAGGAAGAGCUGGCAAACCGCGGGGCAGGAAGCAGGCAGAAGCUGGCUACUUUAGAAUUCCCUCCAAAGAAGCUCUUUGGAAACAAGGAUGAACGAGUCAUUGCAGAGCGUCGGACUCGUUUAGAGAAAUACCUCAGAAGUUUCUUUGGUGCAAUGCUCAACUCUCCAUCAUCCCCACUGCACAUAAAUAAAGAGGACAUGAGUCUGUCGAAACACGUGAUCUGUGAGUUCUCAUCGUUCUUCAAGAAAGGUGUAUUUGACUACAGCAGCCAUGGCACUGGUUAAUUGCUUGGACUCGAGUUCCUAUUUGUUGAAGAACGAACUCAUAGCCUUGUCUUCCACGCUGUCCGCAAAAAAUAUAACGGAUUGUUUUGCAUCCCUGGAAAAUGUCCAUCAGAAACACUGGCUGUUGAAAAGAGAUACGGUACUGCUGACUGCAGCCUUUUAACAGCUCUUCUGUCUAAUCCCGGCUCCAUUUUCUGGCAUGGAAUAUAGAAACAGUUUGCUACUGUAAAGAUACAAAUUUCUCAUCCUGUUUGGAUCCACUCUUCAAGCGAAGUUCUUCCUUGCGCAUGUUCUCAGGCAAUUUGUUACAGCCUCCCAUGACUAUUUCCAAGUUAGUUUGAUUGUACUGUCAGCAGGCAGACAAGCUUAUUCUUAAGCAAGUUUCUUGUCUGGGUGUGUGUUUGGGGUUUUAGUUUAGUUGUUUUUUAGUUUUCUAUUCCAGUUUUGUGACAUUGGAUCCAUUCCUUUUUUCAUCCCACAAACUGCACUUUAUAUAUUUGAUCAUAUCAUGUUCAUCUUCCACAUAUUACCUUAAAUUUGAAUGUUUACAAGAUAUAUACCGCAGACAACCUGAAGUCUCUCAGGUCUUCUGCACCUGAUUAUACUGAUGUAGAGUGAAUCACUUGCAAUUAAUUUAAAAGAAAAGAAAGCUAUAGCUAUUGAAAAAAGAAAUCUGCUUCUUUUCACAUUUUCUAAUUACAUGGAUUGUAACUGUAUAUAAUGUAACAUACAGUGCUUAUGCCUAGUUAUAAAAGCAAAAGGAAUCUUACUUUUUUAAACUUUGUGUUUUCCAUAAAAGUGUAAUGCUAUCCUAUUAACUGAUCCUUGGCUGCAAAAAUAAUUACAGAUAUUUUAAUGUGCUUUAAAACUUACUCAGGGCUUAUUUAGAGUUGCACAUGUAUAGAGGCAGCAUUGUCCAUUUUGUAAAGAACAAAUGGGAGGAAAAACCUAAUUAUUGUGACCUACAAUGGAGGCAUGUACAUCUAUACAUAAUAAAAAUAAAAGAGCAAAAACCAUUA
Messenger RNA from Hemicordylus capensis (graceful crag lizard), 5517 nucleotides. It is a transcript of the gene KIF16B, whose product is annotated as kinesin family member 16B. Gene Ontology annotation, biological process: microtubule-based movement. The transcript has 28 exons. Lineage: Eukaryota; Metazoa; Chordata; Lepidosauria; Squamata; Cordylidae. Bases 323 to 4498 code for a protein of 1391 amino acids. Gene Ontology annotation, molecular function: microtubule binding; ATP binding; microtubule motor activity. The record is from RefSeq and is a predicted model, not a curated record.